Molecule: messenger RNA, 1971 nt
Organism: Oryza brachyantha (malo sina)
Lineage: Eukaryota; Viridiplantae; Streptophyta; Magnoliopsida; Poales; Poaceae
Product: probable glycerol-3-phosphate dehydrogenase [NAD(+)] 2, cytosolic
Exons: 5
Coding region: 389-1786 (465 amino acids)
Biological process (GO): carbohydrate metabolic process; glycerol-3-phosphate catabolic process
Cellular component (GO): glycerol-3-phosphate dehydrogenase (FAD) complex; cytosol
Molecular function (GO): NAD binding; glycerol-3-phosphate dehydrogenase [NAD(P)+] activity
Source: RefSeq, a predicted model, not a curated record
GCCUCGUUCGCGACGCGACCCGACCUGCGGAGCCGCAACAGGCGGCAACCGUCUGUCCCGGGUGGUGGCGCCCCGCCGGCAGCAGCGCAGCUAGAGGCAGGGUCGCCUCGGUCUCUCCGGCCGACAGUGAUUCGGCGGCCAAACCUACCGGUAGCAACCAAAAUUUGGGACUCAGAUCGCGUCACACGCUGGGGGAAAAAAAAGACGUUUUUUUUUUUUUUAAUUUUCUGUCUUUGUUGGGGGAUUGCCGGAUUGGUUCGUUGGCUCGCCGAUCCGUAGUUAAGUACUCGGUUAUGUAGCGUGCGCCGUUGGGCUCUCUGUGCCUGCUCGGUUUUUUUGCUUGCGGCGACAAGGGAAGGCGAAGAGGAGGAGGAGGAGGAGGGGAGCAAUGGGAGGGGCGGAGGAUGGGCCGCGCGGCGCGGCGAACGGGCACGGGAAUGGGGCCUCGGUGGAGGAGAAGCUGGACGAGCUGCGGCGGCUGCUGGGCAAGGCCGACGGCGACCCGCUCCGGAUCGUCGGCGUCGGCGCCGGGGCAUGGGGCAGCGUCUUCUGCGCGCUGAUGCAGGACGCGUACGGCCACCUCCGCGACAAGGUGCAGGUCCGCAUCUGGCGCCGCCCGGGCCGCGCCGUCGACCGCGCCACCGCCGAGCACCUCUUCGAGGUCAUCAACGCCCGGGAGGACGUCCUCCGCCGCCUGAUCCGCCGCUGCGCCUACCUCAAGUACGUCGAGGGCCGCCUCGGCGACCGCACCCUCUACGCCGACGAGAUACUCAGGGACGGCUUCUGCCUCAACAUGAUCGACACGCCGCUCUGCCCGCUCAAGGUCGUCACCAACCUGCAGGAGGCCGUCUGGGACGCCGACAUUGUCAUCAACGGGCUGCCAUCCACGGAGACAAGGGACGUCUUCGGGGAGAUUGGGAGGUACUGGAAGGAGAGGAUUGCUGCCCCCAUCAUCCUCUCGCUGGCGAAAGGGAUAGAAGCCUCCCUGGAUCCCCUGCCACGGAUCAUAACUCCCACACAGAUGAUUAGCAAUGCAACGGGGGUUCCAUUGGAGAACAUUCUUUAUCUUGGCGGCCCUAAUAUUGCUUCAGAAAUUUACAAUAAAGAAUAUGCAAAUGCUCGUAUAUGUGGAGCUGACAAAUGGAGAAAACCUCUUGCUAAAUUUUUGAGGCAGCCCCAUUUUAUUGUGUGGGAUAAUAGUGAUCUCAUUACCCAUGAAGUCAUGGGAGGUUUGAAAAAUGUGUAUGCCAUCGGUGCCGGUAUGGUGGCAGCUCUAACAAAUGAGAGUGCAACCAGCAAAUCCGUUUACUUUGCACUAUGCACAUCUGAAAUGAUUUACAUAACCCACCUUUUGGAAGAAGAACCUGAAAAGCUUGCUGGACCAUUAUUGGCUGACACAUAUGUUACAUUGCUGAAGGGUCGUAAUGCCUGGUACGGCCAGAAACUAGCUAAAGGUGAACUGACUCUAGAGAUGGGUGACAGCAUAAAAGGCAAAGGAACCAUUCAGGGUGUCUCCGCAGUCGAUGCAUUUUAUGAACUCCUGAGUCAGGAUAGCUUAAGCGUAAUGCACCCCGAAGCCAAUAGAUCAGUUGCACCGGUUGAGAUGUGCCCUAUCCUGAAGGCACUAUAUAAAAUUUUGAUAAAGAGGGAACUUCCACCCGAUUCGAUCCUUCAGGCCAUAAGAGAUGAAACAAUGUAUGAUCCACGCGAAAGAAUUGAGAUGGCGCAGGGCCAUUCACUUUACCGACCAUCUCUUCUUGGUCAACCGAGAGGAUAUGCCAAAUAGGCAGUUCUUCCCUUUUUUUUUUUUCUGCUAGACAUCCUGUAACUCACAGGCUGUAAGCUGUGUGUGGUAGUAUUUAUGCUUGCUGUUGCUGUUGUUGUAACACUAGUAAGUUCCAACAAGAGACGAGAUCUCCAGUUGAUUGCUUCAAGACUUGCUGAGCAUGUUAUGUAGUUUGAUUUGUUAAA